AUGCCGUGCACAAAAAAAUGGAAAGUGGUUCUGAGAGAUGACAGGGACGACCCAGAUGAAUCCGUGUUGAGCCUGGCCUGUAGUAACUCCGCCAGAUUUCGCCAGCCUAUCGUCUUGAAGCCAGGCAUAAUUGAACAGAGAUUGGAGGGCAACGAAGUUAUUCAGCGAUGGGGACUCCCGACUCCCUGUGAAUGUGAAGCCCGCGACAACACUGCAGACGUCAUAGUCUCCGCUAUUGGGUCCUGGAAACCUUCCGCACUAUUAAAAAUGUUGGAUCUCAGCAUAUCUCAAUUUUACUGGAGUACAUCUACUUAUAAUAUGGAAUUUUUUGUUAAAAGAUCAUGGAAAUUUUUACGAGUCACGCUCGACAAACGGGCUCUAACCUAUCACAUCCAUGACGAUGAUAGAUGGCAGCUAUUGGGAUCUGAACACUUGGGUAUUGAGGACAUUUGCACUCUGGAAGAUCAUUAUAAAAAAACUGGCACGAGUGUCAUAUUGCGAAAAGCGACCGAAUACUGGCUGGGAGAUUGGGAAAUUCCCUCCCCUGGCACCAAGAUAGUCUCAAGGAAUUCGAAUUUGAGUGUUACGUCACCACGAAAGAUGGGCAAUGGAUAUGCAUCGACGAAUUAG
This is a messenger RNA of Botrytis byssoidea, 630 nucleotides long. RefSeq lists its product as uncharacterized. The coding region runs from base 1 to 630 and encodes 209 amino acids. The transcript has 2 exons. NCBI's taxonomy places the organism in Eukaryota, Fungi, Ascomycota, Leotiomycetes, Helotiales, Sclerotiniaceae. The record is from RefSeq and is a predicted model, not a curated record.